UAAAUCAUUACGCAAGGACAAAUUAUUAAGAAUCAGAAGAAACCCUCAUUUCUUGCUCGUUGAUUAGCUUGUUUUUGCCUAAUAAUGGGGCUCCUCAGCAUCAUCCGAAAAAUCAAGCGAAAAGAGAAGGAAAUGCGUAUAUUGAUGGUGGGCCUUGAUAAUUCUGGAAAGACAACAAUUGUUUUGAAGAUAAACGGGGAAGAUACUAGUGUUAUCAGUCCUACACUUGGUUUUAAUAUCAAAACCACCACUUACCAAAAGUAUACCUUAAAUAUAUGGGAUGUUGGGGGCCAAAGAACUAUAAGAUCUUAUUGGAGGAACUACUUUGAGCAAACUGACGGCUUAGUUUGGGUAGUUGACAGUUUGGAUCUUCGAGGUUUGGAUGAUUGCAAAAUGGAACUUGAUAAUCUUUUGAAGGAAGAGAAAACUCAGAAUUCAAGAAGGGAAAACUUGAAACAAAGUAUUAAAAGAUGAGAAAUGAAUUCCAAUUACCUGAAGAUGAGAAGAGGAAGUGGUUGCAGAGGGGAAUUGGAAGAUAAAAGGAUGGUGAGUUUGGUAAUGCAUUAAAUGAGAGACGAAAUCGUCCGUGGAUUUUAUAAGAAAGCUUCUUUCUUUCUUUUCCGUCUGUGCGGAUAAAUUUGUUUCCUUUUUAAGUAAAUUUUUUACUUCACCUUUUCUCUAUCUUCUGGAUUUUAUAUAAAAUGUACGUAUUUAUUUUAAUUUUAUACGGUUUUAAGUGUGUUGUUAACGCGUA
Molecule: messenger RNA, 754 nt
Organism: Hevea brasiliensis (rubber tree)
Lineage: Eukaryota; Viridiplantae; Streptophyta; Magnoliopsida; Malpighiales; Euphorbiaceae
Product: ADP-ribosylation factor-like protein 2
Exons: 4
Coding region: 85-474 (129 amino acids)
Biological process (GO): protein folding
Cellular component (GO): cytoplasm; microtubule cytoskeleton
Molecular function (GO): GTP binding; GTPase activity
Source: RefSeq, a predicted model, not a curated record